Molecule: messenger RNA, 792 nt
Organism: Saccoglossus kowalevskii
Lineage: Eukaryota; Metazoa; Hemichordata; Enteropneusta; Harrimaniidae
Product: coiled-coil domain-containing protein 8-like
Source: RefSeq, a predicted model, not a curated record
AUGACUCAUUUCACUUUUUCUCUGAUUGGAGUUUUUAUUGAACCCAUCGUUGAAGUAUUGAGUAAGUUUUAUAUGUAUUAUUUGGAGAGUUGUAUCGGCUACUCAGUCGCCACACACAGGGACGCUGCAGUCACCACACACAGGGACGCUGCAGUCACCACACACAGGGACGCUGCAGUCACCACACACAGGGACGCUGCAGUGGCCACACACACGAGCGCUGCAGUCACCACACACAGGGACGCUGCAAUCGCCAUACACAGGGAUGCUGCAGUCGACACACACUUGGACGCUGCAGUCCGCACACACAGGGACGCUGCAGUCACCACACACAGGGACGCUGCAGUGGCCACACACACGAGCGCUGCAGUCGCCACACACAGGGACGCUGCAAUCGCCAUACACAGGGAUGCUGCAGUCGACACACACUUGGACGCUGCAGUCCGCACACACAGGGACGCUGCAGUCACCACACACAGGGACGCUGCAGUCACCAUACACAGGGACGCUGCUGUCACCACACGCACGGACGACGCAGUCACCACACACACGGACGCUGCAGUGGCCACACACACGAGCGCUGCAGUCGCCACACACAGGGACGCUGCAAUCGCCACACACAGGUAUGCUGCAGUCGACACACACAUGGGCGCUGCUGUCACCACACACAAGGAUGCUGCAGCCACCACACACAGGGACGUUGCAGUCACCACACACAGGGACGCUACAGUCAUCACACACAGGGACGCCGCGGCUGCAGUCGCUACGGGAAUGAGAUACAUACGGUACUGA